CGUGUUACGCGUUGCUCGUUGCUCAUGUCGUUCUCGAAAGCCUUUUCUCCAGCUAUCCGGGAAAUACGCGUUCUAUUCUCUCAAACAGGUGCCGCUUCAGCAGGCACAAGAGAAUUUAUCCUCUCAAAAUACCCCACUAUUAAGCAACAUAACCCUGACUUGCCUGUCCUCAUAAGAGAAGCUAGCGGGACACCGGCCCGUGCAUUUGCUCGUUUCGAGAUGGGUGUCGAGCGACAUGUAGAGCUGGACAACCUAUCGGCGCAGGAUGUGGAACAGAAAGUCGCUCAUCUCCUAACCUCAUAA
Messenger RNA from Mycena indigotica, 303 nucleotides. RefSeq names its product L51-S25-CI-B8 domain-containing protein. The record is from RefSeq and is a predicted model, not a curated record. Bases 25 to 303 code for a protein of 92 amino acids. The transcript is spliced from 3 exons. NCBI's taxonomy places the organism in Eukaryota, Fungi, Basidiomycota, Agaricomycetes, Agaricales, Mycenaceae.